AUGUCCACUUUUACGAAUGACGCCUUUGAAUCGCAUCUUCCAUUUGAGGAAAUCUCCGUCUGUGACGCAAAGGACCAUGGCUACAAUGCCUGGGACCACUUGUUUACCCGUGAGUUCAGGUUCGACAAAGGCGUUACGCCCCGGCACUCUAUCAUCGCUGGUAGAAUCGUUAAGACGUUUGUCAAUGGCGGUACACACCACUCGGAACCGCUCUUCGCAACGCUUGUGGAUCCCCUCGGAGCAAAUAACGGCGGGGAGGGCACUGGAAAGGGCUAUAACACCGCCAAAGAUACCAGGGCGAUGAUGUUCAUUGACCCAGACAAGGAGGAUAGUGGACUGAUGACUCUGCUGCUGCUGGUUAUGCAGGAGGCCUCGACAAAAUCUGUCUAA
Messenger RNA from Letharia lupina, 390 nucleotides. RefSeq lists its product as uncharacterized. NCBI's taxonomy places the organism in Eukaryota, Fungi, Ascomycota, Lecanoromycetes, Lecanorales, Parmeliaceae. The record is from RefSeq and is a predicted model, not a curated record. The coding region runs from base 1 to 390 and encodes 129 amino acids. The transcript is spliced from 2 exons.